AUGGCCCUGGCGCUGCCCAAGCUCAAGGACGAACUGUUAGACGGCGACGAUGAUUGGGAGGACGAGGACGAUAAUAACGUUGGUGAUAGCGGUACAAGCGGUGCAAACAGCUCGGAUGAGCACGAUGACGAAGAUUCUGAUGCUGACGAUGGUUCGGAAUCCGGUUCUGACUCUGACUCUGACUCUGACUCUGACACAAGUGACGGGGACUCGGUCCAAAUUCUUUCUGGCAGCCCGGUUGCGGUAAAUCACCAACAGGCAAUUUCUGUACCAGGAAGUCCAGUCAACUCGAAUCAUGGAGUACAGACACGCUCGAUUCCCAGACUAUCCAACAACGCCAACUCUGAAUACGGAGUGACAUUGGAGAGAGACAUCAUGGAGAACUCUUUACCAAAUAUUGUUGACCUUACGCUCGAGGACGAUGAAGAUGGAUAUAAUGAUACGCAGAAUGAAGCUCUGACUCAAUAUAGCAGUCAGACAAUUUUGGAUGACGGAAUGAAAGCAGAGCCGAUCUCUGAAGAUACCGGCGCGAAUAUAACUGAUACAAACGAAAACUCGAAUACCCAGGAAGAAUCGCUCUUUAUCAAUGGCAACAGCGGUAACUCAACUGGGGAGGUCACAUACAACCACUGCAAAAGUCAAUCUCCAGAAGAAGAGGCAAUACGGGCCAUCAAUGCUCAUAUCAAAGACUCCCAACAACAUGGAAGCCCACCAAGCAGCAAUAGUGACUCGGAGGGCCCCAUCUUUGCGAGUCCGACUCGAUAUGAUGAAAUUGUACAUCAGAGUUCUAGCACAGGGGCGAGAACUGUCCGGAGUGAAAUAUCCUCCUCCUUAUUUGUCGGAAGUGGUGAUCCAAAUAGCUCCAGAUCACCGUCGUCGGAGAGUUCCGCGAGCAAAACGAGCAAGCGUUCUUACAAUGGUAAUGGCAAUAACGAGGGCCCAGACAGAGAAUCCGAGUCCAGGAAGAGGCAGCGAAGCGAGGGGCCAUUUGCUGGUGGUAGUGGUAGCAGCGUGGAAGAUUGCAUAGAGCUUUGA
Metarhizium brunneum ARSEF 3297 is the source of this 1035-nucleotide messenger RNA. RefSeq lists its product as uncharacterized. Lineage: Eukaryota; Fungi; Ascomycota; Sordariomycetes; Hypocreales; Clavicipitaceae. The record is from RefSeq and is a predicted model, not a curated record.